AUGAAGAGGGUCAACGCUCUCUUGAAUCGUUCCACGCCAAGCAAGUCAGAGCAGAUCCCAGCAUCGACUGAUGUCAGAACCUUCGUACAUAAGCCACUUGACGAAACAAAGUCGUCACUUCGUCUCGUCACCGUCAAUUCCGAACUCUCAGCAGACGGGUCGAUUCAGUGCUACGUUAGCCACUCUACUCUAGACCGCGCAUCGUAUGUCUGUCUCUCGUACCGAUGGGGACCCAUUGAAGAUCAGAUGCGAAUCCACAUCAAUGGUGCGCCAUUCUAUAUUCGGAGAAACCUCUUCGAAUUCCUGGAAAUGGUCCGAAGGAUGCCAAUGACAUUCUACUGGAUUGAUGCCAUCUGCAUCGAUCAAGAAAAUGUCUCUGAACGAAAUCAUCAAAUUGCGCAAAUGGGUCGCAUCUAUUCCGGUGCUUUCCUUGUUUACUUGUGGCUGGGGAAAUGCGCUGUGAUGGCGCCUUGGCUGCAACACUUAAAGAACGUCAAGAACCAGAGAUACCAAUGGCCGGCAUCUCUAGAUUUCAUCAGGGAGGCUCAUAAUAACCUUGGUACUUGCUUGUACAACAACGAAUACUGGUAUCGGGCAUGGAUAGCCCAAGAGAUUCUCCUGGCUCGGACCAUCGUUGUGCUCUUAUGUGGCGAAUCGUUCAAAUUCACCGACCUUCUCAGCGCGCGACACACGUUUCAUCACGUCGAUUUUGGGAGCUUUCACAAUUGUGGAAUGACCCGUUUUGAACAGUUCCUGGGAGGCAUCGCAAACUUCCGCCAUGAACCAUUGAUCCGUCUCCUGGAGAAGUUUCGAGACAGUCUAUGCGAAAUACCUCGCGAUCGUAUCUACUCACUGCUAUCAAUCAGCUCCGACUCCCAGCUGUUGCGAGUUGAUUACGAGCAACCAAGUGACAGUGUCGCAUACGAAGUGCUAAUGCAUUCGGACGGGCCACUUUGUGUAUGCUCUGCUCUUCUUGUCGCUCAGAGUCUCGGCCUCGCCAAUACUCAAUACAUACCGGAGCCUUCGCAUUCACAAACAUGUUCGAGUACAAUCUUGGACUUCACCACCAAACGGCUGAGGUUCGACAAACACGCCAUGUUGGCCAACGAUGAGAUCCAAUCUUGGGACGGUUACAAGCUACUAGGAGUCGACAUAUUCGGGCACGACUAUGUCUUCUCACACUUUUGUCCCGCGUUCGAACUCUUGAUGGACGGGUUACAGGAACGUGCGAUCCAAAUGCGUCGGACUCCUGUCAAUUCAACCGAGGAUCCUCUUGGCCGUGUGGAAAUUCCCUUCCUGCUUAAGAUGAUGGAUGAGGAGCACCGUCAUGCUUUCUUGGGCAAUGCUGAGUCUACCAUGCGGGUCACUGCCCAUGGCGAGCACCGUGAUGCCUGCACUGUCUCCGUAGCACUUGAGCUGCUCGCCGAGCUUGUACCGCAGCCGAUCCAGCUCUGUCCAAGAGUCAAACAUGUAAAGGAUAGGGCAAAGACCAGGGGUAGUGUAGAGGUUGCGUCAUGCGAAAGAGACGAUCUUCAGCAACGUGCACUAUCAGCACAGCGGCGCGGCAGCAACUCCACGAUGCAGAAUGUCGACUUGCGACGGAUUGAUUCAGCCCACCCAGCCAAAAUUGUAGAGGAAGACGGUCCUGUUUCACAACUGAGGAUAUGGCGUAUACAGAAGCGGCCCGGAUGA
This is a messenger RNA of Parastagonospora nodorum SN15, 1692 nucleotides long. RefSeq lists its product as hypothetical. The coding region runs from base 1 to 1692 and encodes 563 amino acids. The transcript has a single exon. The record is from RefSeq and is a predicted model, not a curated record. Lineage: Eukaryota; Fungi; Ascomycota; Dothideomycetes; Pleosporales; Phaeosphaeriaceae.